GAUUAUUUAUAAAUUGUUAUUUUUUGAUCCUAUCUCUAAACUAAUCUAAUUCUAAAACAAUACGACAUAAUAGGACACCCGUUAUUUCUUUUCUCAUUUUACUACAGUACAAGUCAUGACGCCAUGACAUCAUAAAUUAUACUAAUUUUCAGCAUUAUUCGUAAUGUGGAAAUUCAUUUGGCUAUUGUACAUUUAGUGUUUCUUGUGUAUCAAAAUAUUAAAAGUAUUGUGAUAAUUAUUAACAUAUAUAAAUAUUUAUAAUUCAUUUUAAAUUUAUUGAAACAAUGAUAUCUUUCAAAAUAUUAGCAAGUUGAUAUAAAAUAUUUAUAAAAUUACUAUAAAAUUACUAUACUAAAAACUAUAGUGAAAAAUAUAAAUCAUGGAUAAUAAUUGUAGUAUAACAAAACUUCCUCAUCAUAUACAACAAAAAUUGUGUAAUACACGACCUCCUUAUAGACAGGGAAAAAGAUUAACAUCUGUGAAGGUAGCAUUGUGAACUUGUUUAUACAAUAAAUGAUGAAUCAAAACACUUAAUGAUAUGUGGAGUACCAAAACUUCAAUUAGGUGAAGAAAUAAAAAAACUUGUUGAAUCUUAUGGUAAUAUAAAAAAAAUUCAUGUAGUUCAUGAUUAUCCCACAGAAGAGUUUACAGAAGCAUAUUAUAUACAAUAUGUUCAUAUACAAAGUGCAAGAAUAGCAAAACGAUUCAUUGAUGAUAAAAAUUUUUAUGGAGGUUCAUUACAUGUUUUUUAUGUACCUGAACUUGAAAGUAUCUCAGAAACUAAAGAAAAACUUCUUCAACGUCAAAAAGAUGUAAAUAUACGUAUAAAAAAAAAUCAACAAGAUCUAAAGAAUCCAAAUAUCAAUAAAUUUACUCCCAAAGAACAAUAUAAUAGAAGAAAGAGAACACCUGCUUUACCACUUACAAAAGAGCGUCUUAUUCAACAGUAUCCUGGAAAAACUUUAUCAUCUAUUUAUGAUGGUAUACCACAAAAUCUAGAUCCAAGACUAGUAUGUCAAUCCAAUCUACCAUCUACUUCAUUUGACUAUCCAAGUAAUGCAUCUAUAUUAAAAGUUCCUUACCAUUCAACUGAAGCUAUUAUUAAAACAAGUGUAACUAAAGAAACUACAUUAAAAUCAAAUUAUACUAAAAACAAAAGAAAAAAUUAUAAAGGACAAUAUAUUAAUAAUAAUGUAAAAGUUAGACUUGUUAAACCACAACUUGUAGAUACAAAUACUAUAGUAAAAUGGGAUAUUUCAAAUAAAAAUAUAUUUUCUAAUCCAAAGAAAAUUGAUAGUAAUAUAACUAUUAAAUUAAUACCAAAAAAUGAUGUUGAGAAAAAAAGGAUUAUAAUAAAAGAUCCAAGUGUAUCCCAGUUGGUACAACCAAGUGAAAAUCUACAAUUAUCAAUUAAAGAAGCUAAAUCGCAAAUACGAGCGGCCAUGCAAAUGAAUAACAAGGAAAAUCCAUGAUUUUAUAUUAAAAUAU
This is a messenger RNA of Apis mellifera (honey bee), 1488 nucleotides long. RefSeq lists its product as uncharacterized. NCBI's taxonomy places the organism in Eukaryota, Metazoa, Arthropoda, Insecta, Hymenoptera, Apidae. Gene Ontology annotation, molecular function: nucleic acid binding. Gene Ontology annotation, cellular component: nucleoplasm. The transcript has 5 exons. The record is from RefSeq and is a predicted model, not a curated record. The coding region runs from base 534 to 1472 and encodes 312 amino acids.